UUGUAAAUAUAGGAGAACAUUAAAAGUGCUUUUGUGUAUUGAAAACUUAUAUCUUCAAACUUUAGGUGUUUACUGAAGUGCAAAAGUGUACAAAUUGCAAAAAUAAACACUCAUAUUUUGUGGUUAUGUUGCCGAAUUUAGACUUGGACGGAUGACAGUAUGUCAGCAUAGCUUGUCUAUUUCUAUGGUAUCUAAAUUUUUAGCAGAAUUAUUACGAAAUAGGGUUCAUUUUCUUCGGACUGCGAUACAGCAUUUGUUAAAUUAUUCCUACAGAUUGUUGAAUAAUCUUCUUUAAAUAUUAAAAUUUUUAAGUUUUUGUUAAUUAAAAAGCAGCCGUUAUGUCAGCUGACAUUUUAUAAAAUGGCCGAAAUAUAAACAGAUGAUAUAGACAUUUUUAUAUAAUUUGGACACGGUUUUUAUUAUUUUAAUAAUUAAGAAAUGGAGGAAGAACAUUGUCAAUUCUUUGUAAUAAGAAAAAAGCGCUACUGUCGAAUGACAGUAAAAAAAGGGAAUAAAUUUUGCGGAGAACAUCAGCAGAAUCAAUCUAAUAUGAAGGAAGAGGUGCAAGCUAAAAAAAGGAGGAUAACUUGUCCUUUGGAUUCAACUCACACUUGUUAUGAGGCCAAGCUAGCGAAACAUUUGAAGGUUUGCAAUGCAAAGACGGACGAUAAUUCUUUGCCUCCUUAUAUUGUUCAAGGAAUUAAUUUGGGGGAUGUUUCUUUGAAACAACCAACGCAUGUUCGACUUUCCUUAAUUAGUCAAUCAACAGUGGAUGCUGUGAUAAAUAAAAUUAAUUCUGCCUUUGAGCGUUUACCAGUGACUCCAGAAUUAAUUUUAAGUCACGAAGUACUUGAAGAGGAAUUGAAGAAUCCUAUUUAUGGAAAUACGGCGAAGAAACAUUUAUUUCAAAAUGCUUCUUUGCUGGCUCAUUUAGAAAAUUCUAAGCUCAUUCGAGAUAAUACUUGUUUUAUUGAGUUUGGUGCUGGAAAAGGUAAAUUGACAUAUUGGUUGGCUCAGGCAAUAAAAAAACAGAGUGGAUCGUCUCUUUUACUGAUCGAUCGCUCAAGUCACAGGCAUAAAAGAGAUAAUAAAUUAAAGAAUGAAGGCAACCCUCUGAAUGUGAAGCGAAUACGAGCAGACAUUGCGGACUUGAAAUUAAAUAAUGUGGAAGAAAUCGGAAAUCUUGCAGUUGUUGGUGUAGCUAAACAUCUUUGUGGAUGUGCAACAGAUUUGACUUUAAGAUGUUUAGUAUCAGCGAAAGAAGACGACCCGAGUUGCAAAAUAAAUGGACUCAUUAUCGCAUUUUGUUGCCACCAUCGCUGUGAAUAUUCUUCUUACGUUGGCAAAAAUUAUUUGGAAUCUUGCGGUUUCACUUCUGAUGAAUUCCCGAUUCUGUGUAGUAUCGCUAGUUGGGCAACUUGUGGUUUUGAAAAAUCUGCAAAAUUUAACAAAGAAGAGUCUGUCGAAAAAAAAGAACAUAUAGCAAAUGAUACUCGAAGUUUCAAGGAACGGGAAGAAAUGGGAAGAAGGGUGAAAAUGUUAUUGAACUGGGGUCGCUUACAGUUCUUGAAAACCGCAGGAUUUGAUUGUCGGCUGGUUCAUUACACAUCAGUGGAUAUUUCUUUAGAAAAUGUUUGCAUCAUAGCUGAAAUACGCAAAGAAAAUAAUUAAGUAUAAAAUGUCCGUUUUAGAAGACCGCAUUGCUUACAAAGAGUAUAAUCCUGGACCGUAUCUAUUUGGUGAUUUUACUCCAUUUUACGUAACAAUCACUAUCU
Belonocnema kinseyi is the source of this 1775-nucleotide messenger RNA. RefSeq names its product tRNA:m(4)X modification enzyme TRM13 homolog. The record is from RefSeq and is a predicted model, not a curated record. The transcript is spliced from 9 exons. Lineage: Eukaryota; Metazoa; Arthropoda; Insecta; Hymenoptera; Cynipidae. Bases 439 to 1671 code for a protein of 410 amino acids. Gene Ontology annotation, biological process: tRNA methylation.